AGACUUUUGAGCAAUAACAAAAUAACAACCCUGAAGAAUGGCACUUUUAUUGGACUACAUGCUCUUGAAAAGCUAGACCUAAAGAACAAUUUGAUUAGCACAAUCCAGCCUGGAGCUUUUCUGGGCCUCAAGGACCUGAAACGCUUGGAUCUCUCCAACAACCGCAUUGGCUGCCUCAACAUCGGCCUCUUCCAGGGACUGUUCAGCCUUAUCCGUCUGAAUAUAUCAGGAAAUAUCUUCUCCACCCUCCAGAGUGGAGUCUUUGAUGAGUUGCUGUCUCUGAAAGUUCUUGACUUUGCCACUGAAUACCUGACCUGUGACUGCCAUGUGCGCUGGGUCCCAGUCUGGUUCAAAAGCCGUUCUGUCCAGAUAUCUGAUAAGACGGUGUGUGUCUACCCCAGCAGCCUACAUGGGAAGCCACUGCAAAACAUCAGAGAGAGCCAGCUGCGCUGUGAAGGGUCCCCAGAGCUGCACACUCAUCAGCUAAUCCCCUCCCUGAGGCAAGUUGUCUUCCAAGGAGACCGACUCCCUUUCCAAUGUACAGCCACCUACCUGGACAACAGCACACACAUCCUCUGGUACCACAACCGCGCAUUGGUGCAAGAAGAUGAACCUAGUGGCAUCAUCUUAGAGGACAGCCUCGUUCAUGAUUGCACUUUAAUCACAAGUGAGCUCAUCUUGUCCAACAUCCAUGUCUCAGCUAGUGGAGAAUGGGAGUGCACCAUCUCCACUGCCCAGGGCAACGUUAGCAAGAAGGUGGAGAUUGUUGUGCUGGAGACAUCGGCCUCGUACUGCCCACCUGAGCGGGUUACCAACAACCGUGGAGACUUCAGGUGGCCACGCACCUUGGCUGGCAUCACUGCUUAUCAAUCAUGCCUCCAGUAUCCCUUCACUUCUGGGAACACGGGCUCUAGCCACGAAAAGCAGGCAUGGAGGCACUGUGACCGCACAGGCCACUGGGAAGAAGGGGACUAUUCACACUGCUUGUACACCAAUGAUAUCACCCGUGUACUCUACACCUUUGUGCUGAUGCCCAUCAAUGCCUCUAAUGCACUAACCCUAGCCCACCAGUUGCGGGUCUACACAGCUGAAGCUGCAAAUUUCUCAGAUAUGAUGGAUGUCAUCUAUGUGUCUCAGAUGAUUGAAAAGUUUACAGGUUAUGUAGACCAAAUCAAACAGCUCACAGACGUCAUUGUGGAGAUGGCAAGUAACAUGAUGCUGGUAGAUGACCAUGUUCUGUGGAUGGCUCAGAUCGAAGACAAAGCUUGUACCAGCAUAGUGCACUCCCUGGAGAAGAUUGCCACUUACGCUGUCAGCACCAACUCUCAGCAUAUGGCUGUGAACUCCAGGAACAUUGCCUUUGAAGCCUACCUUAUCAUGCCAGAAAGUUAUCUGGGCAUGAGCUGCACGGCUUUCCAGAAGCGUGAGACACUCGGUAGCCGUUCUCCGCGACAGGAACGGUACUCUGAGUCCUUGGCAGACCAGCAGCUGAAGUUCCGUUGUGCUACAGGUCGGCCAAAUAUCUCCUUGGCCAGUUUCCAUAUUAAGAACAGCAUUGCCCUGGCUUCCAUUCAGCUGCCUCUGGGCCUCUUCUCCCCACCAGUUCCCCACCGGCCCAUGCCCGUCAAGUGUAAGCUUCAGUUCCUGGUGUUUCGCAACGGCAAGCUCUUCUGCAGCACUGGAAACUCUUCCCACCUCGCCGAUGAUGGCAAGCGACGCAGCGUGGCCACCCCAGUGAUCUACGCAGGCACACACGGCUGUGGAGUAAGCAACCUCACCGAGCCAGUCAUCAUAUCGUUGCGACAUUUGGACAAGGGCACAGAUCGCACGCCGGCUUUCUGGGACUUCGACGUGCUGGGUGGUUACGGUGGCUGGAGAGCAGAAGGUUGCCAGCCGGUCCUUCAGGAACCCAACUUCACCACUGUGAGCUGCCAACAUCUCAGCAACACUGCUGUGCUGAUGGAACUGACCAAUUUCCCGCAUGACUCACAGAGUCCAGCUGAAGUGCUACAUCCUGUAAUUUACAGUUGCACAGCUCUCCUCCUCCUGUGCCUGUUUACCACCAUCAUCAUCUACAUCAUCAACCACAGCACCAUUCAUAUUGCACAGAAGUGCUGGCACAUGCUGCUAAAUCUCUGCUUUCACAUCGCCAUGACAUCAGCUGUGUUUGCAGGUGGCAUUACCCUGACCAACUACACAGCCAUAUGCCAGGCAGUUGGUAUCAUUCUUCAUUAUUCUUCCUUGUCUACUCUACUGUGGAUGGCAGUAAUGGCACGAGUGAUCUACAAGGCGUCCACCUGGAAAGCCCCCCAACAGCAGGAAGGGGAACCAUCUCAGCCUGCCCCACGUCCAAUGCUACGGUUCUACCUGAUUGCUGGUGGGAUCCCCCUGAUCAUUUGUGGGAUUACAGCGGCAGUCCGUAUUGACAAUUAUGGAGAUCAGGACUCAUACUGCUGGCUGGCUUGCCGACCAAGCAUUGGAGCGUUCUAUGUGCCUGCAGCUUUCAUUCUGCUCAUCACCUGGAUUUACUUCCUAUGUGCUGGAAUCAGUCUGCAGUGCCAAGCUAAGGAUCCCAAAGAAACACCCAAGCCCUUGGAAACACGGCAGCGCUUGGGAGGCAGUAGCAACCUGUUGACCGAUUCAGGGUCACUUUCGGUCACACUGAAUUCCAGCCCCCACACUGCUGAUGUUGAUGGUGUGUAUUCCCUAGGGGUGCAGCUCUGGGCCCUUGUCAUCACCCAUUUCCUAUACCUCACUCUGUGGACAUUUGGAGCAAUGGCAGUAUCUCAGCGCUGGUUCCUCCUGAAGGUUGUCUUCAGUUGCCUCUAUGGAGUCACUGCUGGAGCAUUAGGGUUCUUCAUCUUUAUCUACCACUGUGCCCGACGCAGAGAUGUACAAAGUUCAUGGUUUACCUGCUGCCCAUCUUACAGGAAUGCUUUACCUAUGCAGGCUUAUGGGCACACUGGAGUGGGUGUUGAGGAUGGCUCACAGGUCUUCAUUGGCUGCAGCCCAGAAGUAGCGCACUCCAUUAAGUCUUCAUCUUCCCCUACCAGCACAAUUUCAGCUCCGGGGCCCUGCAAGCUCAACAAUUUGCAAGUGGCCCUUGGCCAGACAGACAGUAACCCUGUAACAGCUGCCUGCUAUGAGGAUGCAGAGCCAUCCAACAGUAAGAGUACCCCCCCAACCAGGUAUACGAACAAUCUCCAUGGGCGCACCAGGCAUCAUAAAAGCAGAACUAAACUGUACCGAGAAGGGAAGCAUCAGCGCCUAAAGUCAAUGCGGGGACCUUCCUCAGAGCAUCCUACUAGUGAGAGUGGGAGCCUUCAGAACAGUCAUUCAGAGAGUUACCAAAGCAGCCGGAAUAGCCCUCUGAACAACCGGAACCAAGGGAUAGUUCUGACCCUGGAGUCGGCCCUGACACAGUCCGACUUGAGCGAUGGCAGUGGUGGUCCCCAGGCUGCAGACUUUGGCCGAGGCCAGAGGAGAAGUGCCAGCAGAGACAACCUUAAGCAUCAGACCAACACCCCCGUAGAAAGAGAGACUAAGAGGCGCUCCUUCCCACUCAAUGCAGCCAAUCAGAAUGGGGUCCUGAAGGGCAGCAAGUAUGACAUAAAUCUCAGUGGUGCUGACAAUGCAGGCAGCAUGAAAACAGGUCUCUGGAAGAGUGAGACAACAGUGUAGGAAAGGGUCAAAGGCCCCUGCAGCUAGGAUCCUAGAGCAACACCAACUCAGGUAAGAAGCUGCAGGUUACCCUUGUUGCUAGAGCCUGCCAAACUCACUGAAGAGGACAUUAUUAUGCACUAUAUAGGCUUGGAUAGUAUGAGAUGGGUAGGCAAAAACCAUGCUCCCUGCCGGUCCUUCUGAGUGGAUGGAGCAGGGAGACUGUUUUGACCUGUCCUGGGAACCACAGCACAUUUCACUUAUAUAUCAGGUGAAGUUGCUGUUCUUUGUGCCAGGGAACAUUCUUCUCCAAAGGAUGGGCAGAAAGCCACCAUCACCCAAGGUGCCAAAGUUGCAAAGCGAGAGACAAUCAUCUGUUCUUGUGAUUGAACGGUCUCCCUUCUUCAUGUCGCUUGAGAUCCUUGAUAUUUUUGUAUAACAUACCAAGGAAGGCGGUGAUCUAUAAGCUAAAAUUUUUAAUAUACUGUGUACAUAUGUAUAGGCAAAAUUGCUAUCCAAUGGAAAGUUCCUGCAUGCUUUACACUAAAUAACUCAUGUUGUGUAAGAGGAGGGCAGCUCUCCCCUGCCAUUCAAAGCCUAUGCACGUACCUAGCUUUGGUUUGUUUUUGAUAAAUCUAGUAAGUGAUUGUGGAAUUGUCAAGGAAAAAGCAGAUUGAAAGAGAUGCACUAUUAAAUGUUACCAUCUGAAGGCGCAUGCUUGGAUGACAAUCUUUAGUCUUCUUCAGUCUUCCUUAAGGGAAGACUUGGGGAGAAUAUGAUCCGUUGGGCAUCACUACCCAAAGAUGCUUAACGGUAGAGGUAUGCAAAACAUUUAGAGCUCAGAACAGCUGUUCAUGUUUGGAGUGGCUUGUUCUGAUUUUACCAGAAUGCUGCUCUAGAAGAGUUUUCAAUUCAAAAGAGAAGUUUCAAAGUUGAAACACUUCUGGAGCAAAAUAAUUCAGGUAAGGUCAGAACAGUUGUUCUGAGCUUGAGAUGUUUUGCUGAGUCUACUUAAUAGCACUUUCAGGCAGAAGCUAUCAACAAGUCCACCUUCCAAGUCACUGGAGAGGAAUGGGAUAUUACCGGUUUGUGCUCCCAUGGCCAAGGCUCUUGGGGCAUAUUUGCCACACAGCUGGUAAACAGUCCUGAAGGCUUACUUCCAACUUCGAAUGUGGGGAAGGGAACACACUAAGCAAAUGCUGAGACAGCUCUACCCAUUUCAAAGUUGGGUCCCUCCUCACAUGAAACCCGACUAUAGGCAUGAUGCAGCUAACAUGCCACAUAGAAGCCUCUGAAAAACAUGAGGCUGCUGAGCUGUUUAAUUGGCAAGAAGUCAUUAAAAAAAUGUAGAACUUAAUUUUAUAGUCCUUUCCAGGGAUAAGGAAAGCCCAGUGCUCACAAAAGAAUGGGAUAUUAUACUGUUAAUAGAUUAAAAAUGGCAACAGAUCUAUUACGGGCAUUUAUAAGAACUGCAAAUGACAGCCCACACCUUAAAACAUGGAUUCUCUCUCCUGUACAAGAGAGAUUUUCCUCUGCCUAAAAAUAAAGCAGUGUGCUUGCUUCAGAAAGUUUUUUUGCCCAUGCACACAUCAAUUAUUUUAUUAAAACUGAUCUGUUUAGUUAACCAUAUUUUUUUUAAAGAAGGCCCAUAACCCCAAGGAAAGCACAUGUAUUCAGCCAUCAGAAAAAUAAUAAUAAAAUAACUCACUAUGGAACUUUAAAAUAGAGCAAAAUUGCCAAGGAAAAGGCCUCAGAGGCUUGAAUGACAUUAGUCCUUUAAGGAUUCGGGAAGCUAUGAAAUAUUGUUUUUAAGCACCUUUGGGACAUUCCCUUUUUAUAGAUAUCUAUAUGUAUAUGUGACAUACAUGAAAAAAGGCCUCUUUGCAAUAACUGUUUCACUGAAUUGUGUACCAAUCACCAGACUGAAGUAGGGUUGAAUCUGUUGUGUCAAAAAUGAGUUGAAUGAAGGCAUUGUGAUUCUUUCUGAAAGGCAGCUUCGGAAAGAAUCAGUCUUAUUUGGAAUCUUUGGAAAGAAUCAGUCUUAUUAUCCUCUUUGCUGGCCAUUUAAUUACUCCGUGCCCAGUGGUAUAAGACCACGUCUUACAUACCAUGUUGCCCAUUCAAGAAUAAACCCCUCCUGUAGAUAUGAAAAGCUCAAUCAAAAAAAAAAAUGAUUUCCUAGUCUGAUUGAUGACAGUUCCCAAGUAUGCAGCACUGCAUCUAUAAUGUUACCAGUUGAGGAAAGAUCAGAAUAUGAAACAAAUGAGAAGGAGAUUCAUUCUUAAGUUAAUGAAUCACACCUCUGCUCCAGGUACCUCAGCACAGUAUUCACAGCACCGCCUAUAGGCAUCUUCCUCAGCAACUUCCAGACUUCCUAUUCCACUUUUUAAAAUUAAAACAAUAUUUUAAAGUUAAACAGGAAGCUGGUAUGCUGCAGGGAAAACUGCCACCUUUUGUCAUGUUCUUUAUUUCCAGAAGUGCCUCUAGCCAGGCACGGUCCUCACAGAAGAAGACAACAGCAGUGGCUACAGUCCAAUGCUUUGAAAGUGUGGCCACCUUUUCAGAAAAAGAAGAAAAUCUGAGCAAAUAGCUGGAUAGAAAUCCUUGCUCAUUUUAUUCCUGGUAAAUGACCGUUUCAAACUAGCCUUACCACCAUGGCAGCCGUUCUGAGAAUACACAAACGUGCCAUUGACAGCCAUUUUGUGAGGUUCUCAUAUUUUCAGCACUUCAAAUCUGCCCAAAGGUUGAGGGAUUCCUGCCUUGGCUUAAUGGGAAUUAUGAUUAUGUCUAGCUUUUUUUUUUUUUUUUUUU
This is a messenger RNA of Python bivittatus (Burmese python), 6471 nucleotides long. The record is from RefSeq and is a predicted model, not a curated record. Lineage: Eukaryota; Metazoa; Chordata; Lepidosauria; Squamata; Pythonidae.